AAUUUGAAAUGGUGAUUGCAAGAUGAUGUGUGGUGGCUACGAUGUUUCACGCGACAACGUAUCUGCUUCAACGCGGACUUAGCCACUAUAAAAGAUUUAUAUAUAUCCGCAAUGUUGAUUGGGAUCUUUUAUGAACUGUCAUAUGGAUCACAUCACCCUAGCUGAUACAAGUUAUCGAGUUCUGCUGAGGUUACAUAGAUCGCACUCUAUCCCUUUAGGCUACAGGCAUCGAUGGAUAUACACGUGUAUACGCUGAUGAAUACAUAUCGGGCUACUUGAAACAAUGGAUGGGCACAGAACUUUGGCUAACGGCAAAGAUGCCGAUGAUGAGCUCUUGUGUCCGCUGUGUAUGGAGGUACUGGAUGAAACUGAUCGGAAUUUUUUCCCAUGUACCUGCGAGUACCAGGUGUGUCUAUGGUGCCUACAUUAUUUACGGACGACAAUGGGUAACAAAUGCCCAGCUUGUAGACGGGACUAUGAGGAAUCCAACAUGAAGUACAAGAGUGCACCGCGUACACAGAUGAAUUCAAGGACACAAACCUCAAAGAAGCAUAGGAAUGCCAGUGACAAGGAUGCCACAACACGAGAUGAAGAGGGGUGUUCACCAGGUCAACGUAACAAUGCCAACCUAAAGGAAAUACGUGUGAUACAACGCAACCUAGUAUAUGUUGUCGGUAUACCGGCGAAGCUAGCCAAGAAGGAUAUAUUGAAACAGCAAGAGUACUUUGGGCAAUACGGGAAGAUCCAGCACAUUGUGAUUAACAAGAGCCAGUCGUAUAACUCUCACGUUGGAGGAGCAUCCUAUACGGCCUAUAUAACGUACUCUAAGAAAACAGAAGCUGCAACGGCCAUACAGGGUAUUGACGGAUCGUAUAUUAACGGAAAGUUGUUGAGGGCGUCCUAUGGUACCACUAAAUACUGCACGUUUUUCCUAAAGGGUCUCAAGUGUACCAACGUUGACUGCUUCUAUUUACAUAGAUACGGCGAUGAAAGUGAGCGUAUUUCUAAAGAGGAGCUUACGAACCUUAUGCACAAGGCUGUGAAAUCAGGUGUUGGUCUAGGAUCUCACGCACUUGAUACUACGCGCAUUCCGAAGAUACAUGCAGACGCCCAUCGAAGGGCUGUGGAUGACGACGAUUUGGAAGAGUUGACAAAGGAUAAUCACUCCGACCAUCUAGACGACGACAACAUUGACGAUUUUACAGAGCAUCACUUGUCCCUAAGUGCAGAUCGGGACCCAACAUCGUGGAUUAACGUGUCGGCGGCAUUUAAAACUGACAAUGACGCUGCAGAACACGGUGAAGAAUCGCUUUACAAACAUACGGACGAACUACAAUAUUCACUGGGUGCCACUGAUGGAUCAGAUUCGUAUUCCCAUGUCUUCGACGCCUAUGGAUCGGAUCGUGAUCCAACUGAUUUCCACACCAAUACAUCCUUCCUUAAUUCAUAUUUCACCCAAGUAGAUUUGGAUAGCAUUGGCAAGCUUUCUUCAAUGGAUCAGCAUGAAUUGAUGAAAUCGCUAUUCAAUAAUAGCCUCAUGAAGGAGAUUGAACGGUUUAACCGAGGCGAACACGUGAUAUAUGCGGAAGAAGUUUGCCUGAAGAAGGAUGAAAGCAGUUCAUGGAUCAGUAUAAAAGAAAAGGACGAGCGUGGCGAAGACGAUGGUGUCCAGGAAAAUGAUUUAUACGGUCUCAGGUGGAUACCAGCUGGAGAUGCGCUCUCCACUGGAGCGCACUACGUAUCUAACAGGCGAAGACAGGUGGAUACUUACAAGAAUCUGAACCAGCUAAUGAACGAUGAAGCUGUUGUAAUGCCUAUUCCUACCGCUACUGUCUCACAAAAGGAUAUAUUCCCAGACGACUCUCAGGUUGACUCAAUACUGACCCAGGUCAAGCGUCAUGUGUCAAUGCUGGAUUGCCUAAUAAGGAUGUAUCACGUGGAUGGAUCGACCUUAUAUGCCGAUUCACAGCUGGGGUCUGUGACCCAGGAUAAUGUAGAAUCCUUCAGUGAGGGCGAUGCGAGCCCAUAUAACAACAGCAUUACCUCCAAGAUGAUAAUUGACUCGGCAGGCGAGCCUUACCAAGAGAUGGUGGCCGACAUGUACGUGGAUACCAUAUUGGAUACAUCGCUUUCACCGGAAUCGCAGCUUGAAACCGAUCUCAAGCUACACUACCAAAUGAGUGAGCAUGUGAGAAAGCUUAUCGAUCAACAGCAAAGAUGUGAUAUGGUAUUCGUAAAGCACCUGUCUGAGCUUUAUGCAAGCUAACUGCAGUACCGGGUACGGCAAGUUGAAGACAACUAAGAACACCUGUCUAAGCGAAUUUACUGCACGCCGUCAAUAACACAAAAGUGGCCUAGCUGCUCGACACAUGUACCAG
Molecule: messenger RNA, 2378 nt
Organism: Babesia bovis T2Bo
Lineage: Eukaryota; Apicomplexa; Aconoidasida; Piroplasmida; Babesiidae
Product: RNA recognition motif domain containing protein
Exons: 2
Coding region: 284-2266 (660 amino acids)
Biological process (GO): protein ubiquitination
Cellular component (GO): CCR4-NOT complex
Molecular function (GO): RNA binding; ubiquitin-protein transferase activity
Source: RefSeq, a predicted model, not a curated record